This is a messenger RNA of Colletotrichum truncatum, 1032 nucleotides long. RefSeq lists its product as uncharacterized. Lineage: Eukaryota; Fungi; Ascomycota; Sordariomycetes; Glomerellales; Glomerellaceae. The record is from RefSeq and is a predicted model, not a curated record.
AUGUUCGUACAGCAAAUUGUGCUUCAAGCCUUUGGCCUGAUUGCGUCCUCCUUACCCUUGUCAGUAAAGGCUCUGCCAGCAAGCCACUACGAGCUACACAGACCUUCACAUGUAACGACAGUUCAUACUGUCCCCGGAACUGCAACACUCGAAAAUCUUGCUGUCAGAAACAACGGUCAUAUCCUGGUCGCAUCGGUCACUUCGUCAACUUUAUAUCAGUUGUCACCGACAAAUGAAGGGGACCCGGUUGGCGUUGCCGAGAUAGCCGGUGUCACCGGCCUGCUCGGGAUCUCUGAACUAGAACCCGACCUGUUCUACGUGAUUGGCUCCAACUUGACGUCCACUGAAAAUUCAAACGGCGUGUGGAAAGUCGACUUGCGCAAUUUUGAAGUUUCCCGAAAUGGCACCAUCAUCCAGCCGGCGAAGAUCUCAUUGGUCAAACGAAUACCGUCCGCACGACAGCUCAACGGCAUGACACCUCUGGCCGCAAACGACACGACGAACCUACUCAUCUCGGAUUCAUCUCUUGGGACGAUUAUUCGGUUGAACGUGGUGACGGGCGAUGUUAAGACUAUCCACCAAGAGCGCGAAAUGGCCCCGUUGGACACAGGUCUCAAUAUCGGGGUGAACGGUAUCCGGAUUCGUGGAAAUAGUCUUUACUUUGUGAGCCUGGACCAGGGUCUAUUUGCCAGACUUCCUAUUUCACUUACCGAUGGAUCUGCUGCCGGACCUGUCGAGAUUCUUGCCUCUAAUAUUACCUUUGGCGAUGAUUUUGCGCUCUCGAAUGAUGGCAAGCGAGCGUACGUCGCGACGAACGGCCCACAAGAGGUACUUGGGGUCGAUCUCACUCGGGGUGGCAAGGUUGUCGUUGCGUCUUCGUCUCUCCUAUCUUCCGCAUCAUCAGUGGCCCUAGACAAAUUGGAGCCGGAAAAGGUCUUCUACGUCACCGGGGCAGCAAAAGUUGGCAACAGUACCGUAGGUCAUCUCGCCAGGGUCGCACUUCAAUGUCGGACCACACGUUUAGUUUCUUAG